CCGUUCAACUGCUGUCACGUAAUAAAAUAUUUAAUAGAACCGCUUAUCAGUGACCUAAACGGUUUACGAAUCGCAACAAAGAAACAAGGACCAAGAUGAUGAAUAUGUUUAUAAUGGUACUGGUGCUUGGUUCCUGUUGUACUUCCUUUGGGUUCUUUCUUGCAGGCUCAUGUGCAAACAACACUCAGUGUCAACACGGGGGUACCUGUCUUUAUGCAACGAAUCAACAUUUUUUGAGGGUUUGCCAAUGCAAACCCGAAUACACAGGGCAACACUGUGAAGAAAGGCUUACACCAACAACCUCAACAAGCACAACACCAGCGCCAACGACGACAACGGUUGCGACGACAACAGAGUUACAUAUGUACACAGAUGCGCUUACAUGCUCGAAGUACAAUACGGUCCUGGCCAUAGCGGACGGAUUCAUAUCCCACAAUGACCAUGCGGCGGCGUGUCCGGGUUCCGGUAACCAUGCGACACCGGAAGCACUUGUUAUGGACUACUGUCAAGUGCAACAUCCAAGCGAAUGGGCACCCGACCACAAGGUCAUGACACAUUGUUCGGCUGUUCCAAUGUACACGCCUGUAAUAGAGAUUACUGCAGAGACAAACUCAUAUUCAUCCAUUACGUCGUUGUCGGGGAUUUUUCUCGGUUGUCUUCAUGCACCCGAGGGGUUCAAGAUGGCUGUUCAGAUGUGUGACUCGCCGCCAAAAAUCAUGCACGUGACCACAAGCGCCGACAUGUUUUAUACGAUUAAAUGAAGACUUUAGGUCCUGUCAGAAAUAAAAUUGUAAAUCAUA
This is a messenger RNA of Dreissena polymorpha, 800 nucleotides long. RefSeq names its product multiple epidermal growth factor-like domains protein 11. NCBI's taxonomy places the organism in Eukaryota, Metazoa, Mollusca, Bivalvia, Myida, Dreissenidae. The transcript has 7 exons. The record is from RefSeq and is a predicted model, not a curated record. Bases 96 to 761 code for a protein of 221 amino acids.